CUCUUUCUUUCAUUUGUGCCAUGUCUUUUCCUCCGUCCCUGCGCUCCUUUGCGUUGUCUCUCUCGCUUUCGCCUUCCCAAACCCUCCUACCCUUACGGUCUCUCCCUCGCUCUCAAGAUCGUAUUUUUCACCUUGUAUUCGAUCUCCGUUUUCGGUCGUUCCAAGGCUACUCACUUGGCAUGGCUUCUGCUGCAUUGCUGGCAGAGAACGCGGUUCUGUUGAUCUCCCACUCUUCGCUGUAAGCCAGAAAAGCAGAGCGCGGAGAGAGGAGAGAAGCGGGAAAGUUGGUGAAAUUGGUUUGGUUUCAUCGGAGCACUGGGAUAUUUUUCAGAUGGCUCUCUGUUCCUUCUUCUGCUGUGGGAAGACAUCUGAUAGGAGGGAUAAGUGGAAGAAGAAUUCCUCAACUUGGAGGGUGUUCUCUUUAAAGGAGCUGCAGUCUGCCACCAACAACUUCAAUUACGAUAACAAGAUCGGAGAAGGGGGAUUCGGCAGUGUGUAUUGGGGCCAGCUCUGGGACGGAUCUCAGAUUGCAGUCAAAAGAUUAAAAGUCUGGAGCAACAAGGCUGAACUGCAAUUUGCUGUUGAGGUUGAGAUUUUGGGCAAAGUGAGGCAUAAGAACCUCUUAAGUUUGCGAGGAUACUGUGCUGAAGGACAAGAGCGUCUUAUAGUUUGUGACUAUCUGCCAAAUCUCAGUCUAAUCUCACAUCUGCAUGGACAUAAUUCAGCUGAGUGCCUUCUUGACUGGGACAGGAGAAUGUCCAUUGCCAUAGGGUCAGCUGAGGGGAUCGCCUACCUUCACCACCAUGCAACACCUCGUAUAAUCCAUAGGGACAUAAAAGCAAGCAAUGUUUUGCUAGACUCCAAUUUCCAGGCACGAGUUGCUGAUUUUGGCUUUGCCAAGCUCAUCCCUGAUGAUGCAACUCAUGUUACAACAAAGGUGAAAGGCACCCUUGGCUACCUUGCACCCGAGUAUGCCAUGUAUGGAAAGGCCUCAGAGAGUUGUGAUGUAUAUAGCUUUGGAAUAGUCCUUCUUGAGCUUGCUAGUGGAAAGAAGUCUAUAGAGAAGCCGAGCCCAACAGUGAAGCUACCAAUUACCGAGUGGGCUCUACCUUUGGCUAGGGAGAGAAAGUUCAAGGAAAUUGCAGAUCUGAAGCUCAAAGGGAACUAUGCAGAGGCAGAACUGAAGAGAAUGGUGCUCGUUGCUCUCAUAUGUGCGCAGAGCAUGCCCGAAAAGAGACCAACAAUGCUGGAGGUAGUGGACUUGCUUAAAGGGGAGUCCAAAGAGAACCUAUCUGAUUUGGAGAACGAUGAAAUGUUCAGGCCUGAGCCAGCUGGGAUUUCUCAAGUACUGUCAGGUCCUAAUGGUAGCUCCGAUUUCAUAUCCGAAGAGAAGAAUUCCGAAGCAAAUGCAAAUGAAAUGGGCUCAUAGAUGCAAAGCAUAUCAUCUCGUAAUACAUGCGUGAACGAGUUACAUGUCCAGAUGGAUCUUCCUCUUCUUCGCUUUGAGUGACGUAUCUGCCUUCUGGUUUGAGAGUUUCCUGAUUGUAAAUGGAGUAAUGCAUUGAAGUUAAUGUUUUGGUUGUCAGUGUUUUAUGUUGGUUUUAAAUUCUGAACUUAGAUUGUUGCUCGAAUACAAGGACAUGAUGAUCUGAGUCAAUAUGAUGCCAGUGGCAUGGCACUUGCUCUUCUUUUUGUGCUGAGCAAGCUGUGUAAGAAGCAUGUUAUUUGGAAAGAUAUAAUUGGGCAAUAUGCAGCAUUUUCUC
Messenger RNA from Musa acuminata subsp. malaccensis (wild Malaysian banana), 1763 nucleotides. Its product is annotated as PTI1-like tyrosine-protein kinase At3g15890. Gene Ontology annotation, molecular function: ATP binding; protein kinase activity. Gene Ontology annotation, biological process: protein phosphorylation. The record is from RefSeq and is a predicted model, not a curated record. NCBI's taxonomy places the organism in Eukaryota, Viridiplantae, Streptophyta, Magnoliopsida, Zingiberales, Musaceae.